Drechmeria coniospora is the source of this 408-nucleotide messenger RNA. RefSeq lists its product as uncharacterized. The transcript has 2 exons. Gene Ontology annotation, cellular component: nucleolus. NCBI's taxonomy places the organism in Eukaryota, Fungi, Ascomycota, Sordariomycetes, Hypocreales, Ophiocordycipitaceae. The coding region runs from base 1 to 408 and encodes 135 amino acids. The record is from RefSeq and is a predicted model, not a curated record.
AUGCCUUCAGACGACUACACCGCCGUCGGCGGCGGUGGCGCGCUGAGGAUGAAGGGCGCCAAGGUGCAGAAGAAGAAGAAGAAGAAGGACAAGAGCGCCCUCGGCAAGGGUCUCCUCGACUCCGCAGAAAAAGCCAUGGUUAAGCAAGGCGAUGGCAAGAGCGACAAGAGGCCAACAAGCGAGGACAGAGAGGCAGACGAGGAUGAUUGCGCUGCGCCCGUUCCUCAAAAAACGGAAUCCGAACGUCGGUACGAAGAGGUGAAGAGGAAGCGCCUCCUCGACAUGACCAAAAGCUCCGGCUCGCGGCCCGAACUUCUCAAGACGCAUAAAGAACGGGUCGAACAGCUGAAUACGUAUCUUUCGAAAUUGAGCGAGCACCACGACAUGCCCAAGAUCGGGCCUGGCUAG